Heterostelium album PN500 is the source of this 549-nucleotide messenger RNA. RefSeq lists its product as uncharacterized. The coding region runs from base 1 to 549 and encodes 182 amino acids. NCBI's taxonomy places the organism in Eukaryota, Evosea, Eumycetozoa, Acytosteliales, Acytosteliaceae. The record is from RefSeq and is a predicted model, not a curated record. Gene Ontology annotation, molecular function: small GTPase binding; GTPase activator activity. Gene Ontology annotation, biological process: activation of GTPase activity; nucleocytoplasmic transport. The transcript has a single exon. Gene Ontology annotation, cellular component: nucleus; perinuclear region of cytoplasm; cytosol.
AUGUCGGCCAACUGCAUCGGUAACAAGUCGAUACGCCAACUCGCCAAUUCAUUGAAAUGCAACUCUACCUUAUCUUCCUUAGAUCUAGGAUUCAAUAGAAUAACAGAUAAAGGUGGUAUAUUGCUGUUGGAAUCGCUAUCUUCAACAACUACGACAACUACAACAACAACAACAACAUCAUCGACAACAUCAAAAGUUUGUCCAAUUGAAAAGCUUAUACUUUCAGGCAAUCAACUUACCUAUCAAUUCGGUGAAGUACUAUCGUUGUUUCUUUGUUUAGAAACGACAAAACUCAAAUAUCUAGAUAUAAGUCAUUGUUCAAUUAAGAAAUGCUCAGCACAAUUGAUACAAUCGAUAUUAACAAAUCAAACACUAACCAAUGUAAAUAUUAAUCAUACUAACCUUAAGAAAUCAUCUUUAAAACAUCUCAUUUAUAACAUAGAGAAUCAUCGAAGCAUCAUCGAACUAAAAGUAUUAAAUCAACAUUAUAUUAUUCCACAAUCAAUAAUCAAAUAUCUAAAUAAUAUAGAAUCAAUAAAUAUAAUUUAA